UCUCUUCUUUCUUAGCUUGUCUCCUUUCUUCCGGCUUUCAACUUCAUUUCCAUCUCCCAUCACAUCAACUUCUCCAAGUUGAAAGUUUCCACCUUUGUGAACAUAUGUAACCAUCUCUUUUUGUUCUGCUCUUCCUUUUCGCUAUGAGACGACCCUUUUUGCUCACGCUAGGCUUCUUUACCUUCUUGUGUGUUGUUUCUGCUCUGAGCCCUGAUGGAUUGUCUCUGCUUUCUCUGUCACAGCAUUGGACAUUUGUGCCUCCUUCCAUAAGCUCAAGCUGGAAUAUCUGUGACUCAACUCCCUGCUCAUGGGUAGGAAUCCAGUGUGACAAUGCCCACAGUGUUAUCUCCAUUAACCUCACUUCUUUUUCGAUUGUUGGUCAGUUAGGACCAGAAAUAGCACAGUUGAGUCACUUGCAAACUCUUAUUUUUUAUUCUAACAGUCUCUCAGGAAGAAUUCCCCCUCAGAUAGGCAAUUGUAGUAUGCUUGUUUAUUUGGACCUUUCUGAAAAUGACUUCACAGGGAAAAUACCAAGUGCCUUAAGCAACAGUAGUAUGCUUGAGCACUUGGAUCUUUCUGAAAAUUCUCUUACUGGGGAAAUUCCAAAUAGCUUUAAAAGUUUGCAAAACUUGCGAUAUUUCAACCUUUAUUCCAAUCUAAUUUUUGGUGGAAUUCCUAUAUACUUGUUUGAUUUUCCUCAGUUAGACACUGUGUUUUUGGAAUUGAACAACCUAAGUGGUCCUAUCCCCAUGAAUAUUGGCAAUAGCACCAAACUUCGGAGGUUGUAUCUGGAAAAUAAUCUCUUGUCUGGGAUGAUGCCCUCUUCCAUUGGAAACUGCACCAAAUUAGAGGAAGUUAGUCUAGGUAAGAACAGUUUACAGGGGAUCUUACCUCAAAGUCUUAACAAUCUCUAUAAUCUUGCUUAUUUCGAUGUAAGUUUUAAUAAUCUUAAAGGUCCAAUUCUAUCAGGUUCUGGUAAUUUUAAGAGUCUAUAUUUUUUGGAUCUGUCAUACAACGUAUUUAGUGGGGGUAUUCCUGCUGGAUUAAGGAACUGUACUGGCUUGACACAAGUUUUUGCUGUCAACAGCAACUUAACAGGCAACAUUCCAGAUUUCUUUGGCCUACUUACCAAACUUUCUAUUCUUCGCCUCCCUAUGAACCGUUUGUCUGGACAAAUACCUAAAGAAAUAGGCCGUUGUAGGUCUUUGAAGGAGUUGAUUUUACAUCACAAUGAACUUGAGGGAGAAAUUCCUAGUGAUUUAGGGAUGCUAACUGAGUUGGAGGAUUUGCAAUUGUUUUACAAUAAGCUCACGGGUGAAAUCCCAAUUAGCAUAUGGAAAAUUCCAAGUCUUGUGAAUAUUUUUUUGUACAGCAAUAGCUUUCAUGGGGAGCUGCCUUUAGAGGUCACCGAACUUAAGCAGCUACAAAAAAUCUCACUGGCUGACAACAACUUUUCUGGAGCUAUACCUCAAAAUUUAGGAAUAAAUAGUAGUUUGGUGUGGUUGGAUUUGACAAAUAACAGUUUUACUGGUAGACUCCCUCCAAAUCUUUGUUUUGGAAAGAAAUUAGAAAGGCUAGUUGUGGGUAUUAAUCAACUGCAAGGUGGCAUACCUUCUGAUAUAGGAGCUUGCACAACUCUCAAAAGGUUGAUUCUCAAAUCCAAUAACUUCAUGGGACCUCUUCCUAAUUUGGAAAAUGAUAUGAAUCUUGAUUACAUGGACAUCAGUGACAAUAACAUCAGCGGAGCAAUUCCAUCAAGUUUAGGGAAUUGCAAAAAUCUCACUGAUAUUGAUUUGUCCAUGAACAAACUUUCAGAGUUCAUACCCUCAGAGCUAGGAAAACUUGCAAAUCUUCGGAAGCUGAAUCUUUCUGACAACAAUUUGCAAGGUCCUUUGCCUCCUCCACUAUCAAAUUGUAUCAAAAUGGACUACUUUGAUGUAGGAUUCAAUUACUUAAACGGUUCAUUGCCUGCAAGUUUGAGCAAAUGGACAGGGCUAUCAACUUUGAUAUUAAGAGAUAAUCAUUUUACCGGAGGCAUCCCAACUUUCUUAACAAAAUUUGAAGUGCUCUCAGAGCUACAACUUGGAGGCAAUGCAUUUAGAGGUGAAAUUCCUAGCUUAAUUGGAUCAUUGCAGAAUCUGCUAUAUGGGUUGAAUUUAAGUGCUAAUGGGUUGGUAGGUGAUGUUCCAUUAGAGAUUGGGAAAUUGAACAUGCUUUUGAAACUAGAUUUAUCUCUUAACAAUCUAUCCGGAAGCGUAGAAGUUCUUGAACAACUCUCUUCAUUAGUUGAAGUCAAUAUCUCGUUCAAUUCAUUUACUGGUCCUGUACCAAAUGCAUUGCUGAAGCUGAUGAGUUCUCAACCAUCGUCGUUGUUGGGUAAUCCUGGUUUAUGUGUUAAUUGUUUGCCCUCAGAUAGCUCAAAUUGCCCUAAGGUUGUCAGUUUAAAGACUUGUGGCUCCAUGUCAAGUCAUCAUAAAGGACUGAGUAAAAUUAAAAUCAUAGUGAUAUCACUUGGAUCCUCUAUUUUUGUUCUUCUGUUGUUAGGACUGGCUUUUAUGCUUCUCCUUUGCAAAAGAUCAAGGCAUAUUAUCAGAAUGUUUGUUAGUCAUGGUUCAUCUUCCUUUCUCAAGAAAAUCAUGGAGGAAACAGAGAACCUAAAUGAUAAGUAUAUAAUUGGCAGAGGAGCUCAUGGAGUUGUCUAUAAGGUUUCUCUGGAUUCAAAAAAUGUUUUUGCUGUGAAGAAGCUUCCGUUUUCCAACAAUGGAGGGCAAAGCAAAAGCAUGAGGAGAGAACUUGACAUUGUUGGCAAGAUUCGUCACCGGAAUCUGAUCAGAUUGAAGAACUUCUGUUUCGGAAAGGAUUAUGGCUUGAUCAUGUACAACUUCAUGCAAAAUGGAAGCUUGCAUGAUGUUUUGCACGAAAUGAAUCCACCACCAUCCUUGGCUUGGGGUGUUCGCUAUAAGAUAGCUCUUGGAAUUGCUCAUGGAUUGGCAUACCUUCAUUUUGAUUGUGAUCCGACCAUAGUACACCGAGACAUCAAACCACGAAACAUACUCUUAGAUUCUGACAUGGAGCCUCAUAUUUCUGAUUUUGGUAUUGCCAAGGUGUUGGAUCAAAUCACUGAUUCAACAACAUCUAUAGCUGUUCCUGGCACAGUGGGGUACAUUGCACCAGAGAAUGCAUUUUCAACUGUAGUAAGCAGAAAAUCUGAUGUAUAUAGUUAUGGAGUAGUUUUGCUUGAGCUAUUGACCAGAAAGAAGGUGCUAGAUGCUUCAUUCAUGGAGGGAACAGAUAUAGUGGGGUGGGUUAAAUCUGCAUGGGAAGAAUCAAGGGAAAUUGAUGGGAUUAUUGAUCCAAGCCUUGAUGAUGAACUUUGGGAUUCAAACGUAAGGGAAGAAGUUGAACAAGUGCUUUUGGUCGCAUUGAGAUGUACUGAGAAGGAUCCAAGUUUGAGACCAACGAUGAGAGAAGUCAUCAGCCAACUGAUUAUUAGAAGCAAAGCUUGUGUUGAUAAGAAGUAACAGCAAGAGUGAUCCAACCUCUCCAUGGCUGCUUUAAGUUUUUGGUUGUUUUCUCUCAGUGAUCUUCUUGAGACUUGAGAGUAUGCUAGUCUUGAAUGUAAGUUCAGUAAUGGCCAAUAAGUUGUUGAGAAAGAGCAAUUAGCACUUCAUC
Molecule: messenger RNA, 3672 nt
Organism: Neltuma alba
Lineage: Eukaryota; Viridiplantae; Streptophyta; Magnoliopsida; Fabales; Fabaceae
Product: receptor-like protein kinase
Exons: 2
Coding region: 144-3521 (1125 amino acids)
Biological process (GO): protein phosphorylation
Molecular function (GO): protein binding; ATP binding; protein kinase activity
Source: RefSeq, a predicted model, not a curated record